UGGAACAGUAAAGAAGGAAAGGGGCAGGCUGGGUAUCUCAGCAACAGCCGGGUGCCUCUGCUGCUGGACCCGUGCAUUGUGCCCGGUAACUCUAUGCCCUUCUGUCACCGAAGCACGGUAGCAUAGACACAGCCAACAUGGACCUGUUAGGGGACCUCAGGAGGAUGAACAAGCGGCAGCUUUACUAUCAGGUUCUGAACUUUGCCAUGAUAGUAUCAUCCGCACUUAUGAUAUGGAAAGGUUUGAUCGUCGUGACAGGAAGUGAGAGCCCUAUUGUUGUAGUACUAAGCGGGAGUAUGGAACCGGCAUUCCACAGGGGUGAUUUGCUCUUCUUAACAAAUUUCCAGGAGGACCCUAUUCGGGCAGGAGAGAUUGUGGUCUUUAAAGUAGAAGGCAGAGAUAUCCCAAUAGUUCACAGAGUCAUCAAAGUUCAUGAAAAGGAAAAUGGAGACAUUAAAUUUCUCACUAAAGGAGAUAAUAAUGAGGUUGACGAUCGGGGUUUAUAUAAAGAAGGACAAAACUGGCUGGAAAAGAAAGAUGUUGUAGGAAGAGCUAGAGGGUUUUUGCCGUAUGUUGGGAUGGUUACUAUUGUUAUGAAUGAUUAUCCCAAAUUUAAGUAUGCGGUUUUGGCUGUCAUGGGGGCUUUUGUACUUUUAAAACGGGAAUCUUAAAGUGAAGAAGAAUGUUAUGAUUAUAAAUAAGUUAAUAUAUAUUAUCAUGUUUUUUUUCUUUAAAAAAAAAAUGAACGUGAACUUUUCUUGACUUGUUCAAAUAAACAUUCUUUUUAAAGUUAUAA
Bombina bombina (fire-bellied toad) is the source of this 796-nucleotide messenger RNA. RefSeq names its product SEC11 homolog C, signal peptidase complex subunit (gene SEC11C). NCBI's taxonomy places the organism in Eukaryota, Metazoa, Chordata, Amphibia, Anura, Bombinatoridae. The record is from RefSeq and is a predicted model, not a curated record. Gene Ontology annotation, cellular component: membrane; signal peptidase complex. Gene Ontology annotation, molecular function: serine-type endopeptidase activity. The transcript has 6 exons. Bases 138 to 671 code for a protein of 177 amino acids.